AUGGUGGGGAAGACUGGAGCAGGGAAGAGUUCAACAGGAAACACCAUCCUGGGGAAAAAGGGGUUCCAUUCUAAGUCAAGUCCAAAGCCAGUGACUGAACUGUGUGAGAAACAAAGUGUAGUGGUGUAUGGGAAGAAGAUUGACGUCAUCGACACUCCUGGGGUCUGUGACAUAUUAUUGACAGAAACAGAUUUGAUUGAGAAAAUAAGGAAACAGAUUCGGGGACCAGAUAAAGCAGAAAUAGAGAAAUGCAUCAAGAUGUCAGUCCCAGGACCCCAUGUGUUCCUGCUGGUGAUCAGGCUGGAUAGAUACACAGAUGACUGUAGAAAAGCUGGGAAGUACAUAAAGGACACAUUUGGAAAACAGGCCUCAAACUACACUAUAGUAUUGUUCACUGGUGUAGAUCAGCUGGAUGACACAUCAGUAGAGGAGUUUCUGAACGACAGUCCGGAGCUUCAGACACUGGUCAGAGUCUGUGGAGGCAGAUAUCAUGCCUUUAACAAUAGAGAGCAGAGAGACCGUACUCAGGUCACAGAGCUGCUGAGGAAGAUAGAGGAGAUGGUGAAGAUCAACGGAUACUACACCAAUGAGAUGUAUGAGAAGGCUCAGACAGAGAUCAGGAACAGUCAGUUGGUAGAGUUGGGUUACAGAGCUAGAGCGGUGUUUGACAGACCAUGA
Molecule: messenger RNA, 678 nt
Organism: Coregonus clupeaformis (lake whitefish)
Lineage: Eukaryota; Metazoa; Chordata; Actinopteri; Salmoniformes; Salmonidae
Product: GTPase IMAP family member 4-like
Exons: 2
Coding region: 1-678 (225 amino acids)
Molecular function (GO): GTP binding
Source: RefSeq, a predicted model, not a curated record